Orycteropus afer afer is the source of this 2594-nucleotide messenger RNA. It is a transcript of the gene TGFBRAP1, whose product is annotated as transforming growth factor beta receptor associated protein 1. The record is from RefSeq and is a predicted model, not a curated record. Gene Ontology annotation, cellular component: membrane; cytoplasm. Gene Ontology annotation, biological process: endosomal vesicle fusion; intracellular protein transport; vesicle-mediated transport. NCBI's taxonomy places the organism in Eukaryota, Metazoa, Chordata, Mammalia, Tubulidentata, Orycteropodidae.
CAGUAGACAUGAUGAACAUCAAGGCCUUUCAGUUGGUCUCUGCUAUUGAGCGGGAGCUGUUGAUGGGCGACAAGGAUCGCAUCAAUAUAGAAUGUGUUGAGUGCUGUGGAAAGAACCUCUAUGUUGGCACCAAUGACUGCUUUGUUUACCACUUCCUGUUGGAGGAGAAGACUUUGCCCACUGGGACAGCCACAUUCACUGCCACUAAACAGCUGCACAGACACCUAGGUUUCAAGAAGCCAGUGAACGAACUGAGAGCAGCGUCGGCUCUCAACAGGCUCCUGGUGCUCUGUGACAACUCCAUAACUCUGGUCAACAUGAUGAACCUGGAGCCCAUUCCCACAGGGGCCCGAAUCAAAGGGGCAGUGACCUUUGCUUUGAAUGAGAACCCUGUGAGUGGGGACCCAUUUUGUGUGGAAGUUUGUAUCAUUUCUGUCAAACGCAGAACCAUCCAGAUGUUUAUGGUCUACGAGGACCGGGUUCAAAUAGUCAAGGAAGUGUCGACUCCAGAGCAGCCCUUUGCUGUGGCUGUGGAUGGCCACUUCUUAUGCCUGGCUCUUACCACUCAGUACAUUAUCCUGAACUAUAACACAGGGGUUUCACAAGACCUGUUUCCUUACUGCAGUGAAGAGAAGCGUCCGAUUGUGAAGCGGAUAGGCAGACAGGAGUUCCUGCUGGCAGGCCCUGGAGGACUGGGCAUGUUUGCAACAGUAGCUGGGAUAUCCCAGCGUGCCCCGGUGCACUGGUCAGAGAAUGUGAUCGGGGCAGCCAUUUGCUUUCCAUAUGUCAUAGCUCUAGAUGAUGAAUUCAUCACAGUUCACAGCAUGUUGGAUCAGCAGCAAAAGCAGACUCUGCCUUUUAAGGAAGGCCACAUACUACAGGAUUUUGAAGGAAGAGUGAUUGUCGCCACAAGUAAAGGAGUUUACAUCUUGGUUCCGUUACCUCUGGAAAAACAAAUACAGGAUCUUUUGGCAAGUCAUAGAGUGGAAGAGGCAUUGGUUUUAGCAAAAGGAGCCCGAAGGAACAUUCCAAAAGAUAAAUUUCAGGUAAUGUACAGAAGGAUUCUACAGCAGGCGGGAUUUAUACAAUUUGCACAACUUCAGUUCUUGGAAGCUAAAGAACUCUUCAGAAGCGGCCAGCUUGAUGUCCGGGAGCUGAUCUCUCUCUACCCCUUCCUGUUGCCUACCUCCUCUUCAUUCACACGGUCUCACCCUCCUCUUCAUGAGUAUGCAGACCUGAACCAGCUGACCCAGGGGGACCAGGAGAAGAUGGCCCAGUGUAAACGGUUCCUCAUGAGCUACUUGAAUGAAGUCCGCAGCACAGAGGUAGCAAAUGGCUACAAAGAAGACAUUGACACAGCUUUGCUCAAGCUGUAUGCAGAGGCUGACCAUGACAGUCUGCUGGACCUCCUGGUCACUGAGAACUUCUGUCUUCUAACAGACAGUGCUGUCUGGCUAGAGAAAUACAAAAAAUAUUUUGCACUUGGACUGCUUUAUCAUUACAAUAACCAAGACGCUGCUGCACUUCAGUUAUGGGUGAACAUUGUGAACGGAGAUAUUCACGACUCUACUCGCUCAGACCUCUAUGAAUAUGUCGUUGAUUUUCUUACCUACUGCUUAGACCAGGAGCUGGUGUGGAAGUACGCUGAUUGGGUAUUGCAGAAAAGUGAGGAGGUUGGAGUUCAAGUUUUUACCAAGAGACCUUUGGAUGAACAGCAGAAGAAUAGUUUUAAUCCGGAUGAUGUUAUCAAUUGCCUUAAAAAAUAUCCCAAAGCCCUUGUUAAAUAUCUGGAAUAUCUGGUUAUAGACAGAAGACUGCAGAAGGAAGAGUAUCACACUCACCUAGCUCUUCUGUACCUGGAAGAGGUGCUGCAGCAGAGACCCAGCACCAAUGACAAGUGUGCGGAAGUGACUGGGAUGCAGGCAAAACUACGAAAUCUGCUCCAGAAAUCUGACUUAUACAGAGUUCACUUUCUAAUAGAUAAAAUCCAGGGCACUGGGCUGCACAUGGAGAGCGCCAUCCUUCAUGGGAAGCUAGAGGAGCACGAGAAGGCCCUGCACAUCCUGGUCCACGAGCUGAAGGACUUAUCCGCAGCGGAAGACUACUGUCUGUGGAGCUCUGAGGGCAGGGACGGCCCCUACCGGCAGCGGCUCUUCCACACUCUGCUGGCCAUUUACCUCAGCGCAGGCGCCUCUGACUGUGAACUGGUCGUAGCUGCCGUGGACCUCCUGAAUCACCACGCCACAGAAUUUGAUGCAUCACAAGUUUUGCAGCUGUUGCCUGACACCUGGUCAGUCCAGCUCCUCUGCCCCUUCCUUACGGGAGUCAUGAGGCACAGUAUCCACACGAAGAGGAUGACUCAAGUGGCUGUAGGCUUGGCCAAAUCUGAAAACUUAAUCUACAGCUAUGAUAAGAUGAAGUUAAAAGGAAGCUCAAUUCGUCUCUCAGACAAAAAGCUCUGCCAGAUGUGCCAAAAUCCGUUUUGUGAGCCUGUGUUUGUUAGAUAUCCAAAUGGGAGACUUGUCCACACCCACUGUGCUGCAAGCAGACACACGAACCCAAACUCAUCCAGCCCUGGCAACCGGACUUGAAAA